AUGAAUGAUCUUGCAGACGAUGACUCUAUCACGCUCUCGCUUUCCAACCUUCCUCGUCUUACCCUCAAAGACAUAGAGAACGCUGACGACUGCUGUCCAAUCUGUCUCAUCCCAUAUCGCACCAUACUUGAGCAACUUGUGGAAGACGAAGAGAACAACUGCGUGACAAAGAUUGAGGGUUGCGGUCACGUUUUCUGCAUCCAAGACUUGUCUGAAUGGAUACGUGGGCGACACGGGACGUGCCCGACGUGCAGACAUCCCUUUCUUCCUGACCUCCAGCCUAUAGAUUCGGACGACGAGAGCUCCGAUGGUGGUGAGUAUGUGCCAACCGAGUACGACGCAGACACGGACUAUGGCUCGGACGCGGAUGAAGGGCUGUCCGACAAUGACGCCUUCGACGUCGAGACUAUGGACGUGGACGUCCAAGCUGCAGAGUGCGACGAGACAUGGAACGAUGGGGAUUCAGUUCAUGAUGGUGAUGUUGAGGGUAUGCGUGGUCAGUGUGGGCAGUCGAGCGACAUUGAAUGGUGGGACGAAGCUGAUGAGGCAGAGGGAUGGGGGCUCACGGACGGAGAAAGCAUGAGCGCGAGCGAGGGGGAGGUCAUGCCCAGCGACCGUUUGUCAGAGGCGGAGGCAGGGGCGGAGGCAGGGGCGGAGGCGGAAAUCCAAGUCAGACUCAAUUCCGAAGGAGAAUACGCGAUUGAAGACGGAAGUGCAACUAAACGGUAGGAGGUGUGGUACGGUUCACGGAGUCCUCUUAAGUGUUUGUACUUUCUUUAUUUUACCCCCACAUUUGUAUUGCAUAUCAUGGUUAUUGUGAUUUUUGUCUAUUC
Molecule: messenger RNA, 833 nt
Organism: Heterobasidion irregulare TC 32-1
Lineage: Eukaryota; Fungi; Basidiomycota; Agaricomycetes; Russulales; Bondarzewiaceae
Exons: 4
Coding region: 1-729 (242 amino acids)
Molecular function (GO): metal ion binding
Source: RefSeq, a predicted model, not a curated record